AUGGCUGGACAGAAUACCAAGACCACAUAUGACCCGACCACCCAGAAGACCCACAAGGAGAAUGCGAAGACACCAAUAAACACGUUUCUGUCUAUGGCUGGAUAUGGCAUUUCUUUGAUAUCCUUAAUUUUUUAUUCCAAUGCGGCUGAUUCUGACUAUCUACUAGUCUACAUUGACAUUUGUGUAGCAAUCAUAAUAUCUCUUGUUGCCGCUAUUCUGUGGACUUGGGCUUAUGGUUUCUGCACUGAUGCUGCUCCUAUGUGUGAUAUUACUAAUGUGAAUACUGGUCAGAAUCAGCUUACUAUCAAAUAUCAGGGUGAUGAGAAUGCUAAGGUUAAGGAUGCUAUUUAUCAGGAAACUCCUAUUGCUACUACUGGUUAUUAUAAGUAUACUGUUAAUGAUCCUAAAACUAAAAUCACUUACACUUUCACGCUCAAUGAGCAGCUUGCUGAUAUUACAAAAGCUGCUACCGGUACUGCUACUAUUGGUUAUGGUCAUAUACUUACUGAAGGUUUUGUUACCAUUCUAUCUUAUUGA
Molecule: messenger RNA, 537 nt
Organism: Theileria annulata
Lineage: Eukaryota; Apicomplexa; Aconoidasida; Piroplasmida; Theileriidae
Product: Tpr-related protein family member, putative
Exons: 2
Coding region: 1-537 (178 amino acids)
Source: RefSeq, a predicted model, not a curated record